Molecule: messenger RNA, 1317 nt
Organism: Nothoprocta perdicaria
Lineage: Eukaryota; Metazoa; Chordata; Aves; Tinamiformes; Tinamidae
Gene: TTYH2
Product: tweety family member 2
Exons: 13
Coding region: 1-1317 (438 amino acids)
Cellular component (GO): plasma membrane
Molecular function (GO): volume-sensitive chloride channel activity; intracellularly calcium-gated chloride channel activity
Source: RefSeq, a predicted model, not a curated record
AUGCGACAUCCCUGCACCGAGGGCAGCAUCACGAGGAGCUGCUCUUCGCUGCUCUUCCUCGCCUUGGUGGCCGCCGUCUGCCUCGGCCUCAACCUCCUCUUCCUCACCGCCUACCUGAUCUGCCUGUGCUGCUGCAAGCGGGAUGCGGAGCCCCAGAGCAAGCGGCCCGACUCCUGCUGCGUCACCUGGACGGCCGUGGUGGCCGGGCUCGUGUGCUGCGCGGCCGUCGGCGCCGGCUUCUACGGCAACAGCGAGGCCAACGACGGCGUCUACCAGCUGCUCUACGCGCUGGACAGCGCCAACCACACCCUGAGCGCCAUCGACGCCCUGGUAGGGACGGGCACGCGCUGGCUCGCCUACCUGCUCUUCUUCAUCCUGGUGCUCGCCGUGUGCCUGCUCGCCUGCCUGGCGCUGGCCAAGCGCUCCCGCUGCCUGCUCAGCACGAUGCUCUGCUGCGGCCUCCUCACCCUCAUCCUCAGCUGGGCAUCCGCGGCCGUGGACCUGGCAGCGGCCGUGGGCACCAGCGACUUCUGCGUGGCCCCUGACAAGUUCCUGUUGAACGUGACGGAGAGCGAGCUGAGCACGGAGGUGCUGCACUACUACGUGUACUGCGAGCAGAGCCGCAGCAGCCCCUUCCAGCAGGCGCUCACCGUCCUCCAGCGCUCGCUCACCACCAUGCAGACGCAGACGCAGGCGCUGGUGCAGCUGGCGCUGCCGCAAUUCCCCGCGGCCGAGCCGGAGCUGCUGGCGGCGCAGCGGCUCCUCAACGCGUCCGAGAGCAGCCUGCAGCGCCUCACCGCCCUGCUCGACUGCCGCGGGCUGCACAAGGACUACCUGGACGCGCUCCUGGGCGUCUGCUACGACGGCGUGGAGGGCCUGCUCUACCUGCUGCUCUUCUCGCUGCUCGUCGCCGCCGCCUUCUCCACGGUCACCUGCGCCGCGCCGCGCGCUUGGAGGCACCUGGCGCCCAGGGAGCGCCGCUACGAUGACAUGGCCGAGGAGGACCCCUUCAACCCGCAGGCGCGCCGCAUCGCCGCGCACAACCCCGCGCGCGGGCAGCUCCGCAGCUUCUGCAGCUACAGCAGCAGCCUGGGCAGCCAGAGCAGCCUGCACCCGCCCGCGCAGACCAUCUCCAACGCGCCCGUGUCCGAGUACAUGAACCAAGCGGCGCUCUUCGGCGGGAACCCGCGCUACGAGAACGUGCCGCUCAUCGGCCGCGGCUCGCCGCCCCCCACGUACUCGCCCAGCAUGCGGGCCACCUACCUCUCCGUGGGCGAGGAGCGCGCGCGGCGCGGCGGCGCCGAGCCCCGGCCGUAG